ACAGUGCAUAGCGGCGCCGUGCUGUCGCAAAGGCCACAUCCGGGCGGCGAAUGAGCGAGUCGCUUUCCGUGCGCUGCGGCGGCGGCUGGGUCUUCCUGCUCCCGCCGAGCUGCCGGACGCCCCGACGGUAGCCAUCUGCGUCGCAGUCGGCCCGGUGCCCCCGCCUCCGCGAUGCCCCCCAAGAAACAGGCUCAGGCCGGGGGCAGCAAGAAGGCGGAGCAGAAGAAGAAGGAGAAGAUCAUCGAGGACAAAACUUUUGGACUGAAGAAUAAGAAAGGAGCAAAGCAACAGAAAUUUAUUAAGGCUGUCACUCAUCAAGUGAAAUUUGGUCAACAGAAUCCACGUCAGGUAGCGCAAAGUGAAGCUGAAAAGAAAUUGAAGAAAGAUGACAAGAAGAAAGAACUACAAGAGCUAAAUGAGUUGUUCAAACCUGUAGUUGCUGCACAAAAAAUAAGCAAAGGUGCAGAUCCCAAAUCUGUGGUGUGCGCAUUCUUCAAACAGGGACAGUGUACUAAAGGAGAUAAAUGUAAGUUCUCUCAUGACCUCACUUUGGAGAGAAAAUGUGAAAAACGAAGUGUUUACAUUGAUGCAAGAGAUGAAGAACUUGAAAAAGAUACUAUGGAUAAUUGGGAUGAGAAAAAGCUGGAAGAAGUAGUAAACAAGAAGCACGGUGAGGCGGAAAAGAAAAAACCAAAAACUCAAAUAGUGUGCAGACAUUUUCUUGAAGCUAUUGAAAAUAACAAGUAUGGCUGGUUUUGGGUGUGUCCUGGAGGUGGGGACAACUGCAUGUAUCGCCAUGCACUUCCUCCUGGAUUUGUGCUAAAGAAAGACAAAAAGAAAGAAGAGAAGGAAGACGAAAUCUCAUUAGAAGAUCUAAUUGAAAGAGAGCGUUCUGCCCUAGGUCCAAAUGUUACCAAAAUCACUCUAGAAUCUUUUCUCGCGUGGAAGAAGAGGAAAAGACAAGAAAAGAUUGAUAAACUUGAACAAGAUAUGGAGAGGCGGAAAGCUGACUUCAAAGCAGGGAAAGCACUGGUGAUCAGUGGUCGUGAGGUAUUUGAAUUUCGUCCUGAGCUGGUCAAUGAUGAUGAUGAGGAAGCAGACGAUACCCGUUACAUUCAGGGAACAGGUGGUGAUGAGGUUGAUGAUUCUAUGGGUGUAAAUGACAUAGAUAUAAGCCUGUACGUCCCAAGAGAUGUAGAAGAGACGGGUAUCACUGUGGCCAGUGUUGAAAGAUUCAGCACUUACGCGCCAGAUAAAGACGAGAACAAAUUAAGUGAAGCUUCUGGGGGUCUGGCUGAAAAUGGUGAAAGAAGUGAUUUGGACGAGGACAGCGGAGGGGGAGGACAGGAAAAUGGAUCCAUCGAUGCUGUUCCUGUUGAUGAAAACCUGUUCACUGGCGAAGAUCUGGAUGAACUAGAAGAAGAAUUGAACACUCUUGAUUUAGAAGAAUGACAAGGAUGAAAACUAGGUCAGCUCACUAGGAUCAACAUGAACUGAGAUUGACUCCAUUAAUUGUUUGGCCACCUAGAAUCAGCAGGAUGUUUCUUUCCCCGUGAUGAUCCUGGAGGGAUUCUGUCCUCCACAAAGGGAGUCCUAGCCCUGCGUCCUCUCUUCUGACUUUGACUACAUCUCAUAGUAAGUUCAGAGUAGUUGGUGAUAAAUUAAAAAUGGUCGUUACAGAAGAUGAUUGUUGUUGUAACUGUCCACUCAUGUAGGAAGUGUAACCGCUUUUCCAGCUUUUGGUUUUCAUUGGGCAUGUGUAAUUUCCAGAAACAACAGAUUCAUUCACACUUAAGAUCCUUGCGUUUGAUGCAGUUUUUAAUGAGUGGUUUCCUUUCCUUUGUAUUUAUGUUUUAGAGACUGCCUGAAAGGUGAGCACUGUAUUUGAUAAAAGACACUGCAGAUGCAGAUUCAGUGUUGUACUUCUGUGGACAAUUAGGUGGACACUGAGAAUGGGACUUGUCAACCCGACAGGGUCAGCUACAGUGCCCUGUGUUAAAGCUGUUUGAAGUUCUCCCCUUUUUUGCCAAUAAAGUUGUAAAUAAAAACCAUCAUACAUCCAAAUCCAA
Mus caroli (Ryukyu mouse) is the source of this 2069-nucleotide messenger RNA. RefSeq names its product zinc finger CCCH-type containing 15 (gene Zc3h15). Gene Ontology annotation, biological process: cytoplasmic translation. The record is from RefSeq and is a predicted model, not a curated record. Gene Ontology annotation, cellular component: cytosol. Lineage: Eukaryota; Metazoa; Chordata; Mammalia; Rodentia; Muridae. Gene Ontology annotation, molecular function: mRNA binding; metal ion binding.